AGCGGAUGUGUGCCGCAGACCGGCAGAGGAGCCCGGCUCAACGCAGCGAGGAUAUCCCGCGUCUGAACGGACUAAGCUUUAACCCAGGCUAACGACGCCGCGCUUAAUUUUAAAUAUAUUUUAUCUCGGGAUUUAUCCGGUUCGGUUCCCAGGUAGUGUUCGGUUCUCCAGCCACUAAGGAAUGCCCAGAGAGCUCACGCAGAACAGGAUCCAAAAGAUCUGGGUUCCCACCAAGGAUGACAGGCGUCGAGGAGCUGGCGCUCCCCACGUGGCCAACCCCCCCACGGUCAUUGUGAUGGUGGGUCUGCCCGCUCGAGGAAAGACCUACAUGUCCAAGAAACUGACCCGCUACCUUAACUGGAUCGGCAUGCCCACCAAAGUCUUCAACGUUGGAGAGUAUCGGAGGGAGGCGGUCAAGAGCUACAGCUCCUACGACUUCUUCAAACCCGAUAACGAGUGUGCCGUCAAGAUCAGGCAGCAGUGUGCCUUAGCAGCUCUGAGGGAUGUCAAGUCUUACCUGAAGGACGAGGGCGGCCAAGUGGCGGUGUUCGACGCCACCAACACUACAAGAGAAAGGCGGGAUUUAAUCCUCAAGUUUGGCGAGGAAAAUGACUUCAAGGUCUUCUUCAUCGAGUCGGUUUGUGAGGAUCCCAGCGUGAUUGCAUCAAACAUCAUGGAAGUGAAGGUGUCCUGUCCAGACUACCGGGACUGCAACAAGACGGAAGCCAUGAUGGAUUUCCAGAAAAGAAUUGAAUGCUACCGGACCACCUACCAACCUCUGGAUCCAGAUCACUAUGACAGGGAGAUGUCCUUCAUCAAGGUCAUAGACGUCGGCCGGCGGUUUCUGGUCAACCGCAUUCAGGAUCACAUCCAGAGCAAGAUCGUCUACUACCUGAUGAACAUCCACGUCCAGCCGAGAACCAUCUACCUGUGUCGACACGGAGAGAGCACGGACAACAUGGAGGGCCGGCUGGGCGGAGACUCCGGGCUCUCGGCGCGGGGCCGACAGUUCUCUGCUGCCCUGGCUCGGUUUGUGGAGGAGCAGCAGCUGCAGGGCCUGAAGGUCUGGACCAGCCAGCUGUGCCGCAGCAUCCAGACGGCGGAGCACCUGGGCGUGGCCUACGAGCAGUGGAAGGCACUGAACGAGAUCGACGCCGGGGUGUGUGAGGACAUGACGUACGAUGAGAUGAAGGAGAAGUUCCCUGAAGAGUUCGCACUGAGAGACGAGGAUAAAUACUACUACCGCUAUCCAGCCGGAGAGUCCUACCAGGACCUGGUCCAAAGGGUGGAGCCGGUCAUCAUGGAGCUGGAGCGGCAGGAGAACGUGUUGGUCAUCUGCCACCAGGCGGUCAUGCGCUGCCUGCUCGCCUACUUUCUGGAUAAGAGUGCAGAGGAGAUGCCCUACCUGAAGUGUCCGCUCCACACGGUGCUGAAGCUCACCCCGGUGGCGUACGGCUGCAAGGUGGAGUCCAUCUACCUGAACGUGGAGGCGGUGAACACGCACAGAGACAGGCCGGAGGAGGUGAGACGAGGACCCGGAACCCUGAUCAGGAGGAACAGCAUCACCCCCCUGACCAGCCCCGAGUCCCUCAUCAAGAAGCCCCGCAUCGACGACCUGGACGAGGCGCCCAUCCAGGAGCUGCCCAACUCCGUGGCCUCCAUGGCCCUCUGCAGCUCCUCCCGCCUCCCCCUCAGCCUGGCAGGACAGCACUGGCUGGGCAAAGUUUGCCUAACCUGAGGAGCCCGGCUGGUUGCCAUGACAUCCUGCAGUCCUGCCAGUGAAAUUGCAGCUGAGGGUCACGAUGCUGCGGCGAGGAGACUCUGAAGCCGCCGAUCUCAAUUUCGACCCAUGUAUUGAUCCAGACUGAGAAUGAACUGAUGAUUCCUCAGAUUCUAAACACCAAAGACUUCAUUCAGAAUCAAAUGUUUUUUAUUUUUUAACUUAAACCAUCAGACUGGAUGACUACCCCCUCAGAUGCUGACAUGCUCCGAACAUGCAGACGUUUGCACAGUUUUAGUUGAGUGUUGAUCAUGUCUCUUCUCUGGUGAUGGCGGCGGUCCUUGGCGGCGGUCCUUGCCAUAGAGUGCCUGUAGAGCUUGCCUUGCAAGCCCCAUGCUGCUUCUGCUGCUUCUCUGCUUCGAUUGGAGGAGAACGUUACAUUUCACGUCACUGCUGGUGGUAUUUCAGUAUUCUCAGUUUAUUUAUAUCUGUAGUGCCACACCGCGUGAGAAUGAUGCUGUCGUCUGCUGCACACAGCAAAGCACCUAUUUUCUUUAUUUUGUAUGACACUGCGUAAUGUUAAUAUCGGUAAAUGUUAGUGGAAUGAAACGUAAGGGAUUUGUGUUUUUUCUAUUUGUACUAAUGUGUUGGUACUGUCUGACUGAAUUGUUCUUAUUUCUGAGUGAAAAUGUUGUGAAGGACUUUUUGUAAUUCUGUUUAUUUAUUUUUAUGUUGUAUCCACUGGAUCUUUUGGGGAGUCUUUGUUUUACUGAGGGCUACACAUACAAAUGUUUGUACAGUUUGUUGUUUUUUUGUUUUUUUCAUCUACAGGACCAAUAAAUUCACUAAUAAACUGAA
Oryzias melastigma (Indian medaka) is the source of this 2578-nucleotide messenger RNA. It is a transcript of the gene pfkfb3, whose product is annotated as 6-phosphofructo-2-kinase/fructose-2,6-biphosphatase 3. Gene Ontology annotation, biological process: fructose 2,6-bisphosphate metabolic process; fructose metabolic process. The record is from RefSeq and is a predicted model, not a curated record. Gene Ontology annotation, cellular component: cytosol. The transcript has 15 exons. Bases 182 to 1738 code for a protein of 518 amino acids. NCBI's taxonomy places the organism in Eukaryota, Metazoa, Chordata, Actinopteri, Beloniformes, Adrianichthyidae. Gene Ontology annotation, molecular function: ATP binding; 6-phosphofructo-2-kinase activity; fructose-2,6-bisphosphate 2-phosphatase activity.